Molecule: messenger RNA, 1833 nt
Organism: Dermatophagoides farinae (American house dust mite)
Lineage: Eukaryota; Metazoa; Arthropoda; Arachnida; Sarcoptiformes; Pyroglyphidae
Gene: Cndp2
Product: Cytosolic non-specific dipeptidase 2
Biological process (GO): proteolysis
Molecular function (GO): metallodipeptidase activity
Source: RefSeq, a predicted model, not a curated record
GCUUUUGUCAAUAGUAUACGUCAUUAAAUUUGGAUAUAUUGAUUUGGCAGUAUGACAAGUCAAUUGUAAUUGACAAUUAAUCAGCUUUUUGACCUUAUCAAGGCUAAAUUUUCAUAUCGUUGCCACUGUUUUUUCCAAUCAACCAGAUAAGACCAACCAAAAAAAAAUUGGCAGAUAAUUGUACACAUACAUUUCCUAGUGAUUAUAUAUAAAUGAUAUUUCGAUUGUCAUUUGAAAACUACACCCAUUUUUAUAUAACAAAUUUUUUUCAUCUUUCAAUCAAUCCUUUCAAUUAAUCAACGAUGGCCAGCCAAACUUUACAAAAGAUUUUCAAACACAUUGACGACAAUGCCGAUUCAUAUAUUCAACGAUUGUCCGAAGCUGUUGCAAUCAAAAGUGUUUCUUGUUCUUAUGAAUUACGAAAUGAAACUAUUGAAAUGGUCAAAUGGAUGGAAAAACUAUUAAAACAAGAAGGUGUUAAAACUGAACUGGCUGAUAUUGGUGAACAAACAUUUCCUGAUGGUCGUAAAGCUCCAUUGCCACCGGUUUUGUUAGGAGAACUUGGCAAUGAUUCAAAGAAGAAAACAUUAUGUAUCUAUGGACAUUUGGAUGUUCAACCUGCUGCUAAAUCAGAUGGUUGGGAUAGUGAACCAUUUGUCUUGACUGAAAAAAAUGGAAAACUUUAUGGCCGCGGUUCAUCCGAUGAUAAAGGCCCGGUGCUUGGCUGGCUUCAUGCUAUUCAAGCUUUUAAAGCCAACAAUACCGAGUUGCCAGUAAAUUUGAAGUUUGUUUUCGAAGGUAUGGAAGAAUCCGGUUCGGAAGGUCUGGAUGAGCUUUUGCUUAGCCGUAAGGAUAGCUUUUUUAAGGAUGUGGAUUACGUUUGUAUAAGUGACAAUUACUGGCUUGGAACAAAAAAGCCCUGUCUUACCUAUGGACUUCGUGGAUUGGCUUAUUUUUACAUUGAAAUCGAAUGUGCAGCUAAAGAUUUACAUUCUGGCGUAUAUGGAGGUUCUGUCCACGAAGCUAUGACUGAUUUAGUACAUUUAUUUUCACGUCUUGUCGACAGCAAAGGAAAUAUAAUGAUUACCGGUAUCAUGGAUGAUGUGAAACCACUGACCAGUGAAGAGGAAAAAUUGUAUCACGCCAUUGAUUUUUGUGCUAACGAUUUUUGUGCAGAUGUUGGAUGCGAUCGUUUGAUCCAUGACAACAAGAUUAAGACGUUGACUCAUCGAUGGCGAUAUCCAUCACUUUCGAUUCAUGGAAUUGAAGGUGCAUUUUCGGACUCUGGAUCGAAAACUGUUAUCCCUAAGAAGGUGAAUGGGAAAUUUUCCAUUCGAUUGGUACCCAAUCAAGACCCGAAAAAAAUUGAAAAAAUUGUUGUUGAUUAUUUGAGUGCUGAAUUUCAAAAAUUGAAUAGUCCAAACAAAUUCCGCGCUUUCAUGGUCAAUGGAGGCCGUCCUUGGGUAUCCAGUCCAGAUAGUCCCAAUUUUACCGCAGGAAGAUUGGCAACAAAACAUGUGUACGGAGUUGAACCGGAUAUGACCCGUGAAGGAGGAUCGAUUCCAGUUACAUUAACUUUCCAAGAGAUCACCAAUAAAAGCGUUAUGUUAUUGCCGAUGGGAGCCGCUGAUGAUGGUGCUCAUUCGCAAAACGAAAAAAUCGAUCGUCGUAAUUACAUUGAAGGCACCAAAUUGUUGGCUGCUUAUAUUCAUGAGAUCGCAAAUGUUUGAUAUAUUUUGAUAUUUGAUAAUUUUUGUCGCUUAAUUUUGGCGUACAAUUGAUUUUAAUAAGUAAUUUCAUUAAAAACUUGCUUCCAAAGACGUGUUUUGUUUA